UUUAUCAAUAUGUUUCUAUUUGUUUUAUGCUUCUACUAUUCCGAAUGGGUUUAAAGCAAUAUAUUCAGAGGCGCCGCUGCGGUAUUCUUUGCAUAUGUUGGAUUUGAUGCCGUUGCUAAUUCAGCUGAAGAAUCAAGGAAGCCUCAGGAAUCUUGGGAAGCUUGCUUAUAUGUGCUGGAUUAUACGUUGGAGUUUGCUUGGUGAACACCGGGUUGCAUCUGUAAAACCAAUUUUAAGUAGUGGCCUAAAUCAUGAGGAAGCUGGUAGUAGUACUUCUCUUAAGGGGAAAGAAAUAUUGAGAGAGUCUAAAGAACUAAAUGAGAAACAUAGUGUGCCUCCUAUCGUUUUAGGAGUUGAUCAAGUUAAAUUUGUCGUUUCAGAAAUGAUUAUGCAGAGAAGAAAGGGGUUGCAACUGGAUGAUUUGCAUGAAAAUAAUAACAAGGAGUUUAGCAAUCAAUCAUCUGAGCUUUAUAAUGCAUCUAUGACUAAUGACUAUCAGGAAAAGAUGAAAAGGGAAAAUGAGAAGCAAGAAUCAAGUGCUGACCUGUUCGGCAACAUCAAUGAAGAUAAUUUGACAUCAACAAAAGAACUGGUAACGUUGACCGGUAGCAAUUGGAAUUGAAGAAGAAAGAAUUAAAAAAAAUGAUGCAAAAAAUGUACAAAGAGAUGAUAUCAACCAAUACUCAAAAAAAAGUAAGAAACUUUAUUUAUUUAA
This is a messenger RNA of Rubroshorea leprosula, 715 nucleotides long. The record is from the annotation of a GenBank genome assembly. Lineage: Eukaryota; Viridiplantae; Streptophyta; Magnoliopsida; Malvales; Dipterocarpaceae.